AUGGACUUGAGAGCAAAGAGGGUCAAGGGGGUCACAGCCUCCGUGACUAAGGAGGCAUCGCAGUCCUAUGCCAAACGGUCCUUCCGCAACAUGCUGCAGGGAAUCGAGGGCGAGGAUGGCGAAACGAACCAGACCACGAACGAGGCGCCGCAGCUGGGCCGACAGGCAUCGGUGACCUCCGAAGCUUUCCUUGGCGCUGUGGAGUCCAAUCAGGACAGCGGCGUUGCCAGAGAAGAUUCCGAAAUCUACGAGGUCAGCUUGCGGGGUGCAGCUUCCGACUUUGGCUUGGUGGAGGUGUCCGUGGACCCAAGCCCAGGCACUUGGGAGCCUUCGUCGGCAUGGCAGGAGAUGUACCAGGAUGCUCAGUUGGUGCACUACUAUUCCCGUACUCAUGGGAAGACGCUGCUGGGCUUCGUCCAGGGUUCGGGCCAGUUCAUCGGGACGGAUGCGGACGAGCUGCCACGCUACAACUGCUCCAUCGGUGUGCGAAGGCAACUUCGCAGGAUGGUCCCGCUGACAGACCUCCGCCCGCCGUUCAGAGGUGGCGAUCCCGUCAUGGUUUUUCUGGAGGAUGAGAGGACCUGGCAUCCUGGAGUCAUAGCAGCGACGCCUGCCCUCGCCCUCCACCAUGCAGCGAAGUUCCAGGUUUCAGUCCUGGACAUGGACGCGUCGGGUGCCCUGCUGCGGGGCCCGCGCCCAGGCUCCGGUCUGCUCCUCACAGACGUUCCCUUCGAAAGGAUCCGGCAUCGCUUCCCGAAGGGCCACAGAAUCCGGGCCUACAGAGGUGAGGAGGGCCGAACGCCGGAAGAGUGCUGCCAUCGCCAGUGCAGCAGCUUCAGUUGUCCAUCACACUCGGGCUUCGUGUCCAUCAACAAUGUGUCUGCAGCCGGACUCACGACCGCGUCCUGCUGCAGAAAACUUCCCUCCUGCACCGCAAACUCCCGAUACGUGCCACUGAGCAGUCCCAGCUUGGAUGGAGGGCGGGCGAAGGUUGCGGCCUCGUCCAUCGAAUGUGCGGAGCGGUGCCAGGCCACUACUGGAUGCGUUGGAUUUACCUGGUUGUCCGACUCCAGCUGUCACCUGGCGGGUGCCAAUGCAACGUUGCGCUUCAUGCCCGGUGGAGUCAGUGGCAACACGACCUGCCACUCCUUGCGGCCGCACCUGCAACGGAAAGAAGACGUCAAAGUCCAUGAAUUCUGUCAGCGGCAACCAGGGAGGUGCACCGGCAAGGUGCACCAGCUCUUUUCCCAAGCGAGCCCACAGAUCCUGUCAAGCGGCAGCAGCAGCUCGGCGCAGCUGGAUCUGGCAGGUGUUGCAGUGGUGGACUGGGAUGCCGAUGGUCGUCUCGAUGUGGUGACUUCUCAUGGAAGUGGGCGCUUGGGCCUCUUCUUGCAAGGCUCGGAUGGGAAGUUUUCUGCUUCCACGGACAACCCCUUCCGUUCCAUCGAGGUCGGAGAGUCUGCGAAGCCCACGGUCUUUGAUUGGGACGGCGAUGGGGAGCUGGAUGUCUUGGUGGGCAAUGCAGACGGGGAUCUCAAGUUCCUGAAAGGUUCGGGAGAUGGUGCGGUGGCCAUGACCUGGAAUUGGUACCCAUUCAGCACUCUGACAACCCUUGGUCGCACGGCACCUGCCAUAGCAGACUUCACGGACGAUGGGCAUCCAGAUUUGGUCCUGGGUCACGGAUGUCAGCUGGAUGUGUACCUCGGACAAGGCAAUCACUCCCUUGCACUCGCGGCGUCUCACGACUUCGCGUCCUCGGGCUCCUCGGGCUCCUGUGCCAUUGUCCCGACAGUGUGGGACUGGGACGGCGACGGGAUGAAGGAAGUGAUUGUUGGGGACCAGGCUGGAAAAUUCAAUCUCUGCCGGCUCAUCAACGGAACCACACUCAUUUGCGAGGCUUUGGAGGGCUACGGCGUCGGCGAGAUGGCGUCGCCCUCUGCGUGUGACUGGGACUCUGACGGAGUUCCAGACCUCAUCGUCCAGAGCGGCAGCCUCCAGGACCUGGCCUGGUUUCGCAGAGGCCCCAGACCGGACGUCUUGGAGGUUCCCGAAGAACCCGCGCUGUUUGGCUUUGACGUGGGUGAGUCGGCCGUGCCUGUCUUGGUGGAUUGGGACCUGGAUGGAGAUCUCGAUCUGAUAGUCGGAAGCGCUGAUGGAAGGUUGUGGUUUUUUCCCCAAGAGAACGGCGAGUUCGUAUCCUCAAAUCAGCGCGACGGGCCCUUCGCCAGCGUGGAUGUCGGGUCACACUGUGCGCCUGCAGCAGUCGACUGGGAUUCGGAUGGGUUUCCAGAUCUCAUCCUCGGCAGCGGUCAGGGACGACUGACCCUGCUGCGUGGAGGCAGUGCCGAGCCGCUGCUGGAGGGGCAGCAACUUUUUGCUUCCGUGGACCUGAAGACGCGGGUGCAGCCGGCCGUGGUAGACUGGGACAGCGAUGGAGAUCUGGACCUUCUCCUCCUUGCCGGUGGUCGGAUCCAAUAUUUCAGAAACGAGCACGGCCGUUUUGUGCAGGUUGCGGACGAGUACAGCCCCUUCUCGCAGGUUGGCGAUGUACUUCGCAGCCAGGGGCUCUCGACGCAUGACUCUCUGUGCUUGCAGGCGAUCGACGCAGAUUCCGAUGGAGACUGGGACCUCGUAGUGGGAGGCUUGCUACUGGAGCAGCUGUCUGACGGCACUCUGAAGUAUCUGACCGGAAGCGACAGUGCGUUUCCCAGUCAGUGGCCUGGGCCCUCGGAUGGGCCUCCGUGCCUUGCGUACGGCGACUUGGACAUGGAUGGGGUCCUGGACCUGGUGGUGGGCUUCCGAGACGGGAGGCUGGAUCUCGGGCUCGGCAAAGUCGGCGAGGAUUUCAAGGCUCAGGAGGGACUCGCGAACCCUGUGGGUGAUCUUGGGCUGGGUAUGGCCCGCAAGACGCCGGGCGUCGUGGAUUGGAACGGGGACGGCAAGGCCGACCUCCUCGUCUCGGCGGACGGCAUGCGGCUCUUUCUGCGUGAAGCAGACGGGUCUUUGAAGGAGACCGCGACCAAGCUCCCUUCUCUUGAGGGACGCUCCCCGUUGUCGAUCGUGACUGCAGAUUGGACGAUGGAUGGAGAUGACGACGUCCUGCUUAUCGAGAAGCAAGCCUUGGUACUUCUAGAGCGGAACGGCUCAGAAGGCUUUCUGCCAGCCUUUGAGGUGUUACACUGGUCGCUUCGUGAUGGGUUACACACCGUCACGGGAGGAACCGUGGCAGAUUGGGAUGAAGACGGACUGUUCGACAUCCUCGUCGGCCUCGAAUCCGGUAGGCUGCAGCACUGGCGCCAGUGUGCUUCCGGGCAGAUGCAACUGGUACCGGAGGACGAGAGCCCCUUUGCGGGGAUUGUUGGGGAAGGCUCAGCCCAACCUGCGAUGGCAGAUGUCAACGGAGACGGAAAGCUGGACUUGAUUCUGGGAUCAUCUGGCAGGCUACAGAUCUACCUUCAAGACGAAGGAGGCAAACUGAACCGAAGGCACGUGCUGGAUGGCUUCAGAGGGGAUGUUGUUCCAGUGGCAGCCGAUUGGAAUGGCGACGGCGACAGCGAGAUCAUUCUGGGCACGUCUUCGAACGACCUGGUGUAUCUGGAUCAGGGCCCGUGUGCUCCAAGAGACGCCUGCUUAGGACAGUCCGGGCUUUGCAACUCCAAGAGCCAGGUUUGCGACUGCCUACCAGGCCACAGUGGCAUCGACUGUUCCAAGUGUGCCACGGGCUUCAGUUCUACGCCCAGGAACUCCGAGCGGGGCCACGAUUGCUACCCGUGCCCAGGAAAUUCAGACGCCUGCAGUCACAGAGGAGUCUGCGUGGACGACCACUACGUGCAGGCUGCGGCUGCGGGGCGAAGGGAGAUCUCGGAUCCACGGCUUCUUCGUGGAAAUGGAAGCUGCAUCUGUCAUCCCAACUACUUCGGAAAGGACUGUGCGCAGGGCGAGUGCCCUGCUGGCCAGGAGCCCGCGGCAGACCUGGCGUCCGGGUCCAUCCGGUGCCGCACGUGCCAGCAGGGGUUUGGCAAGGAGCAGUCCGGCAACCACGAGUGCGCUGCGUGCCAGCCAGGGACUGCUGCAUUCGCUGGCGAUGGUUCCUGUUUGCCCUGCGGCGCCGGCGAGUAUCAGCCCAGAGUCGGCCAGAGCGAGUGCAUCCUUUGCUCUUCGGGAUCCGAAACAGACGAGGGCCGAACUGCCUGCAGCCCCUGUCCCUCGGGCACGGUCGGCGUGUUGGGCACGUGCCAACUGUGCCCAUCCUUCACAACAGCUGGCAGCAGCCGGACUCAGUGUGUCAUGGACUGGGUGCUACUGAUGGCAGCUUUGUUGUUUACACUGCUUACGCUUGUGUUCUUCCAGCUGGUCGUGUACAUUCCGGGUGCCCGGCGGAAUAUUGCGGACAUAACUUGGUCUGCAGUGGACGAUGCAGUCAUAGUCACGAUGCAAAGCCGGCACCACUUCGGUUCGAGGUUGCUCAAGGUUCGCCUCUAUGACACAGGAAUCCCUUUCCUUGACCCUUGCCAGAAGACGCCUUACUUCUUCGUCCGUGCCCUCUCUCCCACACAUCUGCAGCUCUAUACCGAGCCCAAGAUCGCGCUGACGACGCCGGUAGAAGCGUCUUCCGGCACACUGAAGCCCUUGCUGAUGUCCGAAGCCUUGGGAACUCGAUUUUUUGGCAUCCCAGUCUUGUUUUGGCUGGGCAUGGCGGCCUUGGCAAUUAUCAUCCUCGCUAGCCUCGCACCUAUCCCUUGGUGGUAUUUGCUGCUGACCGCGGGCCUUGCUUUGGCCUCGGUCCUUUCCUUGCGGCUGCGGGCCGCGCGCUUGGACGCCCUGACGCCGCUGCAGCGUCUCCUCCGACAGUAUGCUUUGCACCUGCGAGCGGCGACUUCACCGGCCAGCUGCGAGCCCGGAGGCCUGCGUGCCGUGAGCAUCGCGCGGAUCCUGCACUUCCAUGAGUUCUUCAGAUCGCUCAUUCAGCACAGGAACAUGCACUAUGUUUGCACCAGCAUCAUCAAGCCGGUCACAAAGAAGUCGCAACUCUCCUUUGCUGAACUUGCUGGGCCUGGAACGGUGGAUUGGUUCAUCUCGCACUUCUGGGCGCUCCCCUUCCAGGACUUUGCCCAAAGCCUCCGCGCGCACGCUAUGUACGUCGGCAGGGACUGGGAAGCGAUCAAGUACUGGAUCUGUUCCUUCAGUCAGAAUCAGUGGCGGCUUGAAGAAGAACUCUGUCCCGGCACUCUCAGAGAGUCUUCCUUCCAUAAGGCCCUCAUGGCCCCCAGCUGCCAGGGUACCGGGAUGAUGAUGGACUCAGAGCUCACUCCAUUGAAGAGGUCCUGGUGCCUCUUCGAGAUGCUGCAAACCUUCAACUUACAUGAGCGCGGCCUGAGCCAGCACCGCCUUGCGCCCUUCAUGGGCCUGUUUUUGCUCAGCCCUGCUGGGGUGCUGAACGUGGGGCGCGGGAGCGUCGACAUGGCAGUGCGAAUUGGCAAGCAGCCUGGCCCAGUCUACGAGCCUCCUAACUCCUAG
This is a messenger RNA of Symbiodinium necroappetens, 5517 nucleotides long. NCBI's taxonomy places the organism in Eukaryota, Dinophyceae, Suessiales, Symbiodiniaceae. The record is from the annotation of a GenBank genome assembly.